AUGAAGUCUUUCUCGGCGGUCGUCGCUCUACUGUCUUGCACACUGGUGGCAGCGAACCCCAUCGAGAUUGCAGCUCGACAGACCGAAGCUGGAUAUCCCACCACAAUAAUCGAAAUCCCAACUCGAGACUGCACAUUCCGGCCAACAGCAACGGUCACAGCGACAACCGGCUGCCCCACGACGUGCACACCUACCGGGCUGUGUUUUUCUGACGCGGCUGUGACGUUGGAAUGCGGUUGCACGAGCAUGGCCGUCCAGCCUACCACGGUGACUGUUUGCCCCACCGCGACGGUUUGCAGGCAGUGCCAGACCGGCUGGGGCAUUGUCACCGUCACGCCGACGACAUGCCCCGCGGAGACUCCCGCUCCCCUUCCGACGGCAUAA
Molecule: messenger RNA, 384 nt
Organism: Diaporthe citri
Lineage: Eukaryota; Fungi; Ascomycota; Sordariomycetes; Diaporthales; Diaporthaceae
Exons: 3
Coding region: 1-384 (127 amino acids)
Source: RefSeq, a predicted model, not a curated record